This is a messenger RNA of Rubroshorea leprosula, 5165 nucleotides long. The record is from the annotation of a GenBank genome assembly. Lineage: Eukaryota; Viridiplantae; Streptophyta; Magnoliopsida; Malvales; Dipterocarpaceae.
GAACGAUUUGCCGUCUCCAUUUCUUUUAUCUUCUCUUCAAUCUCCGUCAGAAUCAUCGCAUUUUGGCAUUUCGCUUGCCCAAUCCCUUCCUAAUAAAAUCUCAUCCAUGCUAUUCCCCUCCGGCCGUUGCCUUUCCUUUCACGAGACCAGCAUUGAGGUUGUCUAUUGUCAAAUUCUCAGGUGCAUUGGGCUGAAAAACGUAUAAUCUGAAAUGUUUCAUCGGGUUUGAUCGCCAUCACAGCCUGUGAAUUCGACAUUGACGGGAUGCAGGGUGAGAUUAAUGUUGGUACUCAUGUCUGGGUUGGAGAUCCAGAUUUAGCUUGGACAGAUGGGAUCGUGGUUAACAUUGAAGGAGAUGAAGCUGAGAUUCAAACUUCUGAUGGAAGGAUGGUUGUUUCGAAUUUUUCAAAAAUACGCCCAAAGGAUUUGGAAGCUCCUGAUGGGGGAGUUGAUGACAUGACCAAGCUAGCCUAUUUGCAUGAGCCAGCUGUCCUGCAUAAUUUGGCAACCAGAUAUGGAGUAAAUGAAAUAUAUACAUAUAGUGGCGACAUUCUCAUUGCUGUGAAUCCAUUCCAAGGACUCCCAUACGUCUAUGAUGCUUGUGUGAUGGAACAAUACAAAGGAGCAGCGCUUGGAGAGCUCAGCCCUCAUGUUUUUGCAAUUGCUGAUGUUGCAUAUAGGGAAAUGAUUAAUGAGGGAAAAAGCAACUCUAUACUGGUCAGUGGUGAAAGUGGAGCAGGUAAGACUGAAACAACUAAAAUGCUUAUGCGCUACCUUGCAUAUUUGGGUGGCCAUGCUGGCACUGCUGCUGAUGGACGAACUAUUGAAAAACAAGUUCUAGAAUCAAAUCCUGUUCUUGAAGCCUUUGGAAAUGCAAAAACUGUCAGGAAUAACAAUUCCAGUCGUUUUGGAAAAUUUGUUGAGAUUCAAUUUGAUAAUCAUGGACGAAUAUCAGGAGCAGCCAUCAGAACAUAUCUUUUAGAAAGAUCUCGCGUUUGUCAAAUUUCAGAUCCUGAGCGGAACUUCCACUGCUUUUACCUGCUUUGUGCUGCACCACAAGAGGAAAUUGAGAGAUAUAAGUUGGGAGAUCCCAAGUCGUUUCAUUAUCUUAAUCAAUCCAGUUGCUAUGAGCUGGUUGGUGUGAGUGAUUCCCAUGAUUAUCUUGCCACCAGGAAAGCCAUGGAUAUUGUUGGAAUAAAAAGGGAAGAACAGGAUGCCAUUUUCAGAAUUGUGGCUGCAAUUCUUCAUCUUGGAAAUAUUGAUUUUGCUAAGGGGGACAAUGAUUCAUCAGUGGUAAAAGAUGAAUCUGAAUUCCAUUUUCGAAUGACAGCCGAUCUGCUCAUGUGUGACCAUCAAGCAUUGCAAAAUGCACUGUGUAAGCGUGUAAUGGUCACCCCAGAAGAAAUUAUAAUGAAGAGUCUGAAUCCUGAUGCUGCAGUAAUUAGUAGGGAUGGUUUAGCUAAGACAAUAUAUUCUCGCUUGUUUGAAUGGUUGGUGGAUAAAAUUAAUGCCUCCAUUGGGCAAGAUUGUCACUCAGAAACUCUCAUUGGGGUUCUUGACAUUUAUGGUUUUGAAAGCUUUAAAACUAAUAGUUUUGAACAGUUCUGUAUCAACUUCACAAAUGAAAAGCUGCAACAACAUUUCAACCAGCAUGUGUUCAAGUUGGAGCAAGCAGAAUACAGAAAUGAGGAAAUAUAUUGGAGCUAUGUUGAUUUUGUUGACAACCAAGAUGUCUUGGAUCUAAUUGAAAAGAAACCAACCGGGAUCAUUUCUCUUCUUGAUGAAGCAUGUAUGUUUCCAAAGUCAACCCAUGAAACAUUUGCGCAAAAGCUCUAUCAGACAUUCAAGGAUAACAAACGUUUCAUUAAGCCAAAACUGACUCGUGCAGAUUUUACCAUUGUCCAUUAUGCGGGAGAGGUCCAAUAUCAGUCUGAUCAGUUUUUAGACAAAAAUAAAGAUUACAUUGUUCCUGAACAUCAGGAUUUGUUAAGUGCUUCCAGAUGUUCUUUUGUAGCUUGCCUCUUCCCAUCACUUUCAGAGGAGACAGCUAAAUCUUCCAAGUUUUCAUCUAUUGGUUCUCGUUUUAAGUUACAGCUACAACAAUUGAUGGACACCCUACAUUCAACUGAACCCCACUACAUCAGAUGUGUGAAACCAAACAGUGAAUUAAAACCUGCAAUAUUUGAAAAUGUCAAUGUAUUACAGCAACUACGUUCCUGUGGAGUUCUAGAGGCAAUCAGAGUAAAAUGUGCUGGAUUUCCUACUCGUAGGACCUUUUCUGAGUUCCUAAGACGCUUCACCCUUCUUGCACCAGAAAUUUUGCAAGAGAACUAUGAAGAAAAUGUUGCAUGUAAAUGGAUUCUAGGAAAGGCGGGGCUGACAGGUUAUCAGAUUGGGAAAACAAAGGUUUUCCUAAGAGGUGGUCAGAUGGCUGAACUGGAUGCAAGGAGGGUGAAAGUGCUAGGUCAGUCCGCAACAGUUAUUCAAAAGCAAAUUAGAAGGCACAUAGCUCGCAGACAUUAUAUCAUUAUGAAAAGGGCCUCUAUACGUAUACAGGCUAAUUGGAGAGGGAAGCUUUGUCUUGGAAGGCUGGCACGUGAAUUAUAUCAAAAUAUUAGAAGGGAUGCAGCUGCUGUCAAAAUUCAGAGAAAUUUGCGCAGACAGUUAGCCAGAAAGAGAUAUAACGUUGUCAGAUCUGCUGCAAUUGUACUGCAGACAGGAUUACGGUCCAUGGCUGCUCAUAAUGAAUUAUUAUUUAGAGUGAAAGUGCAAGGCCAGUCUGCAACUAUUAUUCAAAAGCAAAUUAGAAGACGUAUAGCUCGCAGACAUUAUAUUAUUAUGAAGUGGGCCUCUACACGUAUACAGGCUAAUUGGAGAGGGAAACUUUGUCUUGGAAGGCUGGCACGUGAAUUAUAUCAAAAUAUCAAAAGAGAUGCAGCUGCUGUCAAAAUUCAGAAGAAUUUGCACAGGCAAUUAGCCAGAAAGAGAUAUAACAUUGUCAGAUCUGCUGCAAUUGUAUUGCAGACUGGAUUACGGUCCAUGGCUGCUCGUAAUGAAUUAUUAUUUAGAGUGAAAGUGCAAGGCCAGUCAGCAACGGUUAUUCAAAAGCAAAUUAGAAGACAUAUAGCUCGCAGACAUUAUAUUAUUAUGAAGUGGGCCUCUACACGUAUACAGGCUAAUUUCAGAGGGAAACUUUGUCUUGGAAGGCUGGCACGUGAGUUAUAUCAAAAUACCAAAAGGGAUGCCGCUGCUGUCAAAAUUCAGAAGAAUUUGCGCAGACAAUUAGCCAGAAAGAGAUAUAACAUUGUCAGAUCUGCUGCAAUUGUAUUGCAGACUGGAUUACGGUCCAUGGCUGCUCGUAAUGAAUUAUUAUUUGGAGUAAAAGUGCGAGGCCAGUCAGCAACGGUUAUUCAAAAGCAAAUUAGAAAACGUAUAGCUCGCAGGCAUUAUGUUAUUAUGAAGUGGGCUUCUAUACGUAUACAGGCUAAUUGGAGAGGGAAAUUUUGUCUUGGAAGGCUGGCUCGUGAAUUAUAUCAAAAUGUCAAAAGGCAUGCAGCUGCUGUCAAAAUUCAGAAGAAUUUGCGCAGGCAUUUAUCCAGAAAGAGAUAUGAUGUUGUCAGACAUGCUGCAAUUGUAUUGCAGACAGGAUUGCGGUCCAUGGCUGCUUGUAAUGAAUUACUAUUUAGAGUGCAGACCAGGGCUAUAACUAUUGUUCAGGAUGAAAGAGAAACAGAUAAAAUAGAAACAGAGGAGUCUACAAGUCCAGAGUCAGAAAAAGAAUUGGUGAGCAUACUUGCAGGGGAACAGGGACACAAUGUAGUUUUCCCUUUUAUCCAGGAGACUUCAAGCCCACCAACAAUUGAGACCCUUGCUGCACAAGUUCAAAAAUUAAAGGUCUUGUUGCUAGCAGAAAAACGGAGAGCUGAUGAAUCUGAAAGGAAACUUGCUGAAACCAAGCAAUUAAGUGAGAAAAGGGGCAAGAAAUUAGAAGAAACUGAAAAUAGAGUUUAUAAACUUCAAGACUCUCUGAACAGGCUGUUAUAUUCCAUGUCAGACCAAUUUUCACAGCUCAAAUCGAUAUUGCAAUCACCCCCACGCACAACUUCAACUUCUCAACCUAUUGUUCGAGAUAAUUCCUCCAGUUCAGAUAACUCUUCAUCAAGUAGCUCAAAUUCCUCAUCCCUGUCUCCAACUCUGGCUCCCACCUCAGGUAAUGCAUCUGCUGUGGAUUCAUCAUCCCCGCCUUCAACUCCAGCUCCCACCUCAGCCAAUGCAUCUGCUGUGGACUCAUCAUCCCCACCUCCAACUCCGGCCCCCACCUCAGCUAAUUCAUCAAAUGUGGACCCCACUGCUAUAGAGAAAGGAGUUCGGAAUCGCACAGCUACAGAAUCUGCAGGUUCUGAAAAUUGGGAAAGUGAUAAGGAGGGGGCCUUUGAUGACUACUUCUGAUGGAACUUAUUUUGCUUAUGCCUGUUGCUUUUAACUUUAGAUGCCAGUUAGAUUAAACACGGACUUAAUUAGCAUAAUAAGGUGCCUUACCUACACUAAAAUGAUUUAUUAUACAUGGGAAACUGUAGAUAGCACUAAGUUUCUGAGGAUCCUCUAGCUCAAUUUAGUCAUAUCACCCUGUCAAAAUCAUUUCUAGUGAAUGAAGAUUAGUUUUGUCUGUUUUAAAGAACAUCUUGUACUCUCAUCUCUAACUAGUUUCAAUAGUGCAUAAAUAAUCCAUUAAACCUCCAAAUAUUAAUUCUUACAGCUUUGUGUCUCUACUUUAUAUUAUUAAAUGAAUUUUGGAAACACAAUGAGAUGUGCUUUGUGCUUCAUCAAAGACAAGGGAUCAUCCAGCAAUGCAUCCACGGUCACAAAGUACUGUCGAGAAGCAUCAAGAGGACGCGAAAGAGGCUGACAUAUAACAUAAUGCUGGCCGCAGCCUCUUAUCCAAGGCCUUCACUGCUGAAGAUUUUGCACAACAUACAGACUGGCAUCCUGAAAUGGAUGAUUCAAAACCAUAGGUCAUCCUUAUUGAGGUUUCAUCUACAAGGUUCAAAGACACCUUUCCUUUCUAAUGUUGAAAAGAGGAUCUUUCUUAGCACUAUGUGAAAGAGGUGAUACGGGUUUUGUAUCUACAAUUCAAUUCUAAUGAUUAAUCAAGUUCUGGUUUUCUA